AUGUCCGGUGGGAUCGAGGAGCCAUAUGCGAUUGCAUCUCUGCCGACACCCUUCGAUGCAGAGAAAGGACGAAUUCUCGCCGCUCCCAUACACAGUAUCUCUGGCUCGAGGAAGAGAAAGCGUCAUGAGGUCGCUGUUGGCAUUGACGGCGAGAGUUUGAACAUCUACAGCAUCCAGAAUCAGAGUACUGUCAGCUCAUACGCCCUGUCACCGCAAUCGUACCUCGCCGCACCGCCAUGCUCCAUCUACUGCAAAAGAGCAAAGCCAACCCAACCCCAACGGAGAACAUACCUCGCUUUGCGCGAUGGGGUCACAAGCUCCAAAGCUCGACUGGUGAAUAUCACCGAAGAGCUAGGGAAGCUGAGGAGUGAGGAGCGCGAACCUAGAGCACCGGCCAAAAGAGAGCGCAAGCUGCGACACAGCAACAUUUCGGGACUGGAAGUUGUGCAAUUUGGCGAGGAUAUAGACUCGCCCAGUAGC
This is a messenger RNA of Zymoseptoria tritici IPO323, 480 nucleotides long. RefSeq lists its product as uncharacterized. The annotation marks the transcript as partial. NCBI's taxonomy places the organism in Eukaryota, Fungi, Ascomycota, Dothideomycetes, Mycosphaerellales, Mycosphaerellaceae. The record is from RefSeq and is a predicted model, not a curated record. The transcript has 2 exons.